Messenger RNA from Rubroshorea leprosula, 1486 nucleotides. Lineage: Eukaryota; Viridiplantae; Streptophyta; Magnoliopsida; Malvales; Dipterocarpaceae. The record is from the annotation of a GenBank genome assembly.
CCCACUACAACUUCCAAAAAUCUUGUCUCCUCAGUACUACUUCCUCUAUCUCAGCUUCAUGUUUCUUAAGACUCACUCCCUGAUACAUUAAUUGCUGAUGCUGAAGAAGAAGGAAGGUUAAUCCAACAUUAUUUUGUUCUUUUUAGUCUCACAGCUAGAAUCUCAUCUCAAAUGUCUAAACCCACCAUGGAACAAAAACAUAAGAACCCACCUCUUAAGGCUCACAAACCACCGUCUUGGGCAGUUAUGAGAGGCUUUUUCAGCUGUAAGCAUCACCUCCAACUCCAACGGUACACUCGACCGCUGCCACAAAAGAAGAAAAAGCAGCAACAAGCGGUGGUGGAGAAAACCAGCAAGAAUCACAAGAAGAAGAGAUGUUCAGGUUCAUUAUGCAGCAACACAAAGGUCAUGCACAGGUCCGAGACGGCUUCUCCUGAAGUCAACAAGAAAAGGGCAGCACUUGGUUCCAAGAACAAUGAUGCGUCCACCAGAUCCACCAAAGCUUCUCUCCAUGACCUCAAUGGAGUGGUUUCUGCUGCUAAUUCCUCGCUUUCUGCAUCUUCUGCCUCCUUCAAUGCCGGAUCUUUCAGAGGAAUGCCGUUUACGAGACUCUCCGGCUGUUAUGAGUGCAGAAUGAUAGUUGAUCCUCUUCUGGGAUUCUCCAGAGACCCUUCUCUGAGGAGUGGCAUCUGUUCCUGUCCUGAAUGUGGUGAGAUAUUUAUGAAAACUGAAAAUCUGGAACUUCAUCAAGCCAUUACGCAUGCAGUAUCUGAGCUGGGUCCAGAAGACACAAGUAAGAACAUAGUAGAAAUCAUAUUCCAGUCAAGCUGGCUGAAGAAACAAACACCAAUCUGCAAAAUAGACCGAAUCCUCAAGGUCCACAACACCCCCAAAACCAUAUCCAAAUUCGAAGAAUACCGGGAUUUCAUCAAAGCAAAAGCCACCAAGCUCCCAAAGAAGCACCCUCGUUGCAUAGCAGACGGAAACGAGCUUCUCAGGUUUCACUGCACCACUUUCGCCUGCUCACUAGGCCUCAACGGGUCUUCCAACUUGUGUAACUCGAUUCCCAACUGCAAUGUCUGUAGCACCAUCAAGAAUGGUUUCAAGGAAUUACUCACCGGCAAAGGAAUAUUGACCACUGCCACCAGCGGUAAAGCACAUGAUAAGGCCGAAGUGGAAGAUGGGAGCGAAAAGAGGGCAAUGCUGGUAUGCAGGGUGAUAGCAGGGAGAGAGAAGAAGAGUAUGGAAGGAAGCAUGGAGGAGUAUGACUCGUUGGCCGGUGCUGCUGGGGUCUAUUCCAAUUUAGAUGAAUUGUAUGUGUUCAAUCCUAAGGCCAUUUUGCCGUGUUUUGUUGUCAUCUAUAGUGGCUUUUAAGUUUUAACCUUUUGUUUCCUCCCUCUUUUGUAGUAUUAAGAAUAAGAAGGUAAGAUUUCCCUGUCUGGGUUGAUUGAUUGAUUGUGUGGGAAAAUGAAAUCUUCAAUGGAAA